AUGCUCAGUGAGUCCUCCCUUCCAAACAAAUCUUGGGCUGAAGCUGUCAACACAGCUUGUCACACCCAGAAUCGCUCUCUAAUUGUCAAGAGACAUGAUAAGACAGCAUAUGAAAUUUUAAGAGGAAAGAAACCUCAAAUUACAUACUUUCAUGUGUUUAGAUGCCCUGUAUUCAUUCUGAAUAAUAGGGAUCACCUAGGCAAAUUUGAUCCCAAAGCUGAUGAUGGUUACUUUGUAGGAUAUUCAUCUAUAAGCAAAGCAUUUAGAGUAUUUAAUAUUCGCCUUCAAAAAGUAGAUGAAUCCAUUUAUGUCACUUUUGAUGAAAGCUCAUCUGCUUUAAAAGACAUACAAUCCUCUUCUUAUGAAGAAGUAUUUAGUGAGUUCACUAAUCCUUCAAAUGAGGAAGCUGACUCAUUUUCUAAUGCACCUUGUACCUUACCUGAAUGUCAUCAGCAGACAUCUCAAGAUACAUCAGUAAGUAUUGAUGAGGAACAAGUUGUUGCUCAUAUUUACUCUAUUGAGCCAGUUGCGCCUAUUUUGAGAUCAAUCCAGGCUGCCUCAGCCAACAAUAGAUCAUUAACUAAGGAGGUUCAUGAUCUCGCUGAGGAUGAGUUUCAUGAUGCCUCAGCAAAUGCUGAGGAUAUGGAGUCUGCUGACGACUCCAACAUCAAUGAUAACUCAGCUCAGUCAAAUGACUCAACUGAUCAUCCGGUGGCUGAACCCACUGUCAUCAGUGACUUCUCCCCAUACAAUCCUCUCUCUGCUGUCCCCAUCACUCAAUCUUCCGUUGAUACUCAACUAGGCUCUCCAAGUGUUCCUGCACUUAGGUGA
This is a messenger RNA of Erigeron canadensis, 831 nucleotides long. RefSeq lists its product as uncharacterized. The transcript has a single exon. The coding region runs from base 1 to 831 and encodes 276 amino acids. NCBI's taxonomy places the organism in Eukaryota, Viridiplantae, Streptophyta, Magnoliopsida, Asterales, Asteraceae. The record is from RefSeq and is a predicted model, not a curated record.